Messenger RNA from Darwinula stevensoni, 1401 nucleotides. The record is from the annotation of a GenBank genome assembly. NCBI's taxonomy places the organism in Eukaryota, Metazoa, Arthropoda, Ostracoda, Podocopida, Darwinulidae.
AUGGGCUGCUCAGGAUCCCUCUUUCCGUACGAGCAAUUCUUCAACGAGGAGAUCCUGAAGAAGAAAAGGGAUCAUUCGUAUCGCGUGUUCAAGAAAGUGCUUCGCAAUGCUUCGGAAUUCCCGUUCGCCAAGGAAUACUCUUGGGGAGAGCGACCCAUCACGGUCUGGUGCUCCAACGACUACAUGGGGAUGUCCAGGCAUCCCAAAGUCAGGCAGGCUGUCAUUGAGGCGCUGGAGGCACACGGGGCCGGGGCUGGCGGGACGAGAAACAUCUCUGGCAACACUGUAUUACACGAAACGCUGGAAAAGGAGUUGGCAUCUCUUCAUCAGAAACCAUCUGGACUUCUCUUUUCGUCUUGUUUCGUCGCCAAUGAUUCCACUCUCUUCACUCUGGCCAGAGCUUUACCAGGGUGUCACGUGUUUUCGGACGCGGGAAACCAUGCAUCGAUGAUACAGGGAAUACGGAACAGUCGUGUUCCAAAGCACGUUUUCCGCCACAACGAUCCUGUUCACCUGGAGGAACUUCUGAACAACGUUGAUCCAGCCUGUCCCAAGAUCGUCGCCUUCGAGACCGUCCAUUCCAUGUCCGGUGCCGUCUGUCCCCUCGAGGAGUUAUGCGAUGUGGCCCAUAAAUACGGGGCUUUGACGUUCGUGGACGAAGUGCAUGCCGUGGGACUGUACGGAGAGAAUGGAGCCGGAGUUGGAGAACGAGACGGAGUCCUCCAUAAAAUGGACAUCAUUUCUGGCACUCUCGGAAAGGCAUUUGGGAACAUGGGAGGGUACAUCGUCGGUUCGUCGAACCUCGUGGACAUGAUCCGGAGUUACGCGGCGGGAUUCAUCUUCACGACGUCCUUACCCCCAACGGUCCUGUCCGGGGCCUUGGCCGCUGUCAGGAUCCUUCGAAGCGACGAGGGAAGGAGCCUCAGGGUCAAGCAUCAAUCGAUCGUCAAGCGUCUGAGGCUGAAACUGAUCCAGAGUGGAAUCCCCGUGGAACUCACCCCAUCUCACAUCAUUCCUGUCUCUGUUGGAGAUCCGAAGAAAUGCAGCGAGGUGUCGGACGAACUACUUCGUUCCUGUGGCCAUUACAUUCAAGCCAUAAAUUACCCCACGGUUCCCCGAGGGAAGGAGAAACUCCGGAUCGCCCCCACUCCUCAUCACACCCCCGAAAUGAUGGAGACAUUCGUCAAGGAUUUCGUCCAAGUUUGGGCGAAAGUCGGUCUUCCUUUCAAUCCGAUAUCUUUCUGAUGCAGCCGUUUGCCACGCUGACGAUGCUUUUCUAAUUUUUCUCGAAUGAAUUUUCCCGGGUGAUGGGUGAUCUUCCUUUUUUUGUCGCACUUUAUCUGGUCAUCUAUGACAGUAUUUUUUUAUACUUUUUUUUGGCUCUUGAUUUUUCUUUACCUG